Molecule: messenger RNA, 1058 nt
Organism: Saprolegnia parasitica CBS 223.65
Lineage: Eukaryota; Oomycota; Saprolegniomycetes; Saprolegniales; Saprolegniaceae
Exons: 5
Coding region: 1-1041 (346 amino acids)
Source: RefSeq, a predicted model, not a curated record
AUGAGUGACACGGCUCGGUCGUACGAGCACGAUGGCGCGGGCUCGGGCAGCUUUGAGGACGACGCGGAACUCGCCGACAUUCUGUGCCAAGCCAGCCUCAUUUCGGAGCACGCCAAGAUGGACCAGCCAACACCUUCACCUGUCGCACCCAUGGCCGCAACCGCAACUGACACAACAGCCAGAACAGCCACAACGGUGCAUGACGCCAAGUCGACGCCAUCGACGCCAGGCUCCUCCUCCAAGACACCGACGCCAAGGUCGUCCACAGCGUCGCUGCGAAGUCGCCAAAGCGAAAACAUUCAAACGAUUUGCCGCGCCAAGAACCGCGUGCACACCAAGGUCGCGUCGAUUACAGCCGCAAGCAGAGCCGCGCCAGAGUCCCAACGACGGCGGUGCCGACGCCCGUUGCCGUCGACGCCGCAGUAUACACGUCCCGAGACGAUCCACGCCUUGUCCAAGCCCAAGACGACGUCCACGCAGCGCGCGUUUGCCUCCGACGAAGACGCGCGGCAGUGUCGGUUCCAGCCCAAGAAGACGCGGUCCCAGCUGGCCGCGAUGAAGAAUCCGGCGUGCGGCUAUGACUUCGUCAACCAUUUCGAGGACGAAGACGCAGGGCCCGAUGAUUUCAUUGCGCGCAUGGAAGCCGCCGAGCACAACCGACAAAAGCGGCUCCAGGCGACACGGGGCGAAGAAGAGUACAGCUUGCGCCAAAACAAGAAACAGUGCCCGCGCUGUGGCAUGACGCAGUCGUACGCCGAAUUCCGCGACAAGAAGAAGCGAUGCACGUUCUGCGGCGUUCUCUUUGCCUUGCCCAAGGCGUGGGGCGACAUUGGGACCGACUUUCUCGAGCGCAUGGAGCUCAGCGUCGACGAAAAGAAGCGGCGCCACGAGGCCAUUCGCGCGAACGUCAUCGCUCUCGAAACGCAGGCGAAUCGAGUACCCAAGUCGGCCAAGCAGCGCUACUAUGAGCGAGCGAUCGAGGCCAACACGUCUCACCGGGCGGUGCCAUCCACGCGCUUGGCCUUCGCCGAAGAACCCUAGCCGCAACCGCCCCGAAC